Molecule: messenger RNA, 1131 nt
Organism: Trichomycterus rosablanca
Lineage: Eukaryota; Metazoa; Chordata; Actinopteri; Siluriformes; Trichomycteridae
Product: tetraspanin-7-like
Exons: 1
Coding region: 1-1131 (376 amino acids)
Cellular component (GO): plasma membrane
Source: RefSeq, a predicted model, not a curated record
AUGAAAGAGAGAGAGUGGGCAGCGGAUAAAACUGCAGGCAGGACCAUGAGCUGCACACUUGUGACUGCAUCCUACGACUCACUGCCUGCCCAGCUGAGCCCCCGUCGAGUCAAGGACCAUCACUUUGCUCGAAGGCUUUCAUCUCCGAGGGGCUUGGUAGCCCAAAGCCUUCUUUCCGUGCCUCGUCGACCCUCGGCUCUGCCCGGAUAUUCAUCUUCUUUUUUACAGAAGCAGAACGACCUCAACAAUCAUCAUCAGCAGAAGCGCCUCUCCUUGUCGCUGGAAUCUGAAGCCUCGCUGGCGCCUCAUGUGCCUCAAGCAGACACGGCAGCACUAUGCUGCCAACCGGUCGGCAUCGUGCCACUGCUGCGCCUAGUACUGCUCAUCUUCAGCUGCCUUUUCUGGGCUGCUGGGUUGGCGAUCUUCACCCUAGGUGUCUGGGCACAAGUGUCCCUGGCCGACUACAUGCUUCUUUCAUCUAACCACUAUCCAAACGCCCCGGUGAUACUUAUAGCUACAGGGGCUGCUGUCACUACCUGGGGUUUUCUGGGGUGCCUUGGGGUGGCAGCCAACCUGCCCUGUCUUCUCCGUACCUACGGCUUCUUCCAGCUUGCUGUGCUGUUGGGGGGCUUGGCCGCUGGUCUUUCAGGUCUUUUCUACAGGGAAGACAUUGCUGCAGGUUUCCGCAGUGGCUUACAAAGAGCAGUAGAGAGCUACGGGGAAGAUGACGGUCGAACGAAUGCUCUGGAUGGUCUUCAGACGGCAUUAAAGUGUUGCGGCGCAGAAGGCUGGAAUGACUGGUUCUUGUCUGAGUGGGCCACCCAGGAUGCUGUUUCACUUAUAGGCAUAUUAGGGAAUGACACAUAUUUAGUGUCAGUACCGGACAGUUGCUGCAUUCGGCGCAAAGCCUGUCGCAACAGGCCACUUCCAGAUGGAGGAACUGGCAGUAUUGAACACUUGGGGAUUCACCCGGACGGCUGCUUUGGAAAAGUUUUCAGUUUGGUCAAUGAUAAUAUCUUUCACAUUGCUGCUUCUGUGCUAGCUCUUGCUUUUACCCAGGUCGCUGGGAUCACACUAGCAUGUCUGCUUGCCAAUCACCUGGAUUCUCAUCCUCACAGGCAAGUUUCCUAG